UUUGGACCAGUUGGGCGGAAGUUGUUUACCUUUCUUACUGCUCGUGGAGGUCAAGUUGCAGUGCAGUUAUCCAGGGCUGUUAAGCCUUUAAGAACAUCGUGGAUCAGUGUGAAGGUUCUGUUGGAUCUUUGUAAUACGCUGCUCAGUCAUGGCGAAGAAGAGGAGGCUGCGCCUCAUUGCAGAAAUGGCUCGUAAGAUCCGGGCGUACCGAGAGAUGAAGUCACGGCCGCGAGAGUCUCAGAAGUACGCCCUGGACUACGACACCAUGCGGCGGCCUCUGACGGGGAAGAUGCUGCCAGUGCUGGCCUGGCAGGAUGUUCGCAGGGAGAGCCGCCUCUUUUCCUUACUGGCUGGCAUGAGGCUUUUUGGAGUUGGCCGUUUAUUCACCCGCAAGUCCUGGCUGGAAGACCACCCCCAGCCCAGCUACUGGCAGAUCACAAAGGUCAAGGUGGACUACACAUCUGAGAACAUGGACCAUGGCAGAGCAUGGGGCAUCCUCACAUAUAAAGGAAAACAGGAAGUUGACGUGAAGGAGAUGGAUAAGGUGAUGUACCACGACUGGCGCCUGGUUCCCAAACACAUGGAACACCAGUUGAAGGACUUUGAGCCCCUCCCCGACCCCCCUGUGCAAUACGUCCCCUACCCGCCCCUGCUCCGCGCCAUGCUCCUGGCCCAGCACCGCAAAGCCGGGGGAAGCACAGUGGUGGAGGAGCCCACCCUGCCUUUAAAGAGGGAUGUUCUGCUCAACAAAGACUAUUUCCGCAGACAGGAACAAGAGAGGCAGAAGAGCAACGGGACCGCAGUGUGAAAAUGAGACUCCUGGACUCAAAUGGGUUUUCUUCUGAUACAUGCCUGCGUAUGUAUAUGUAUCUGAGUGAUGUGCUAAAUAUUAAAUUUGAUCUUCAACGUUUUGUAAAG
Molecule: messenger RNA, 918 nt
Organism: Menidia menidia (Atlantic silverside)
Lineage: Eukaryota; Metazoa; Chordata; Actinopteri; Atheriniformes; Atherinopsidae
Source: the annotation of a GenBank genome assembly